This is a messenger RNA of Agrilus planipennis (emerald ash borer), 1270 nucleotides long. It is a transcript of the gene RpII33, whose product is annotated as DNA-directed RNA polymerase II subunit RPB3. The transcript is spliced from 6 exons. Gene Ontology annotation, cellular component: RNA polymerase II, core complex. Gene Ontology annotation, biological process: DNA-templated transcription. The record is from RefSeq and is a predicted model, not a curated record. Gene Ontology annotation, molecular function: DNA binding; protein dimerization activity; DNA-directed RNA polymerase activity. Lineage: Eukaryota; Metazoa; Arthropoda; Insecta; Coleoptera; Buprestidae.
CGAAAUUUAGUUUAAAUAAUUUAAUGAAAAAUAUCACACUCUACAUUAAGUGUUACUUUAGGCAGAUUCAAAUUUUCAAAACAAUCUUCGGUGAAAAUUCGAGCCGACCAAUGGCAACACGUUUGUUCUCAUUUGUGAAUACAUUAGACCCCACCUCUAUUCAAGGAGUAGACGCUUGUGUUAGACAGCUGUUAGACAGUUAUUAUUGUGACGAUUGUGACAUGAUUGUGACAUAUAUCUGUUACAUUACAGUGAUUGUGUAUUACCAAUGAACGUAUCACUUAUUUUCGUAUCUGUCGUAUAUUAAUUAAUAUAUGAAUAUUUACAUGAUUAAAAUCAAACAUGCCGUAUGCCAAUCAACCUUCUGUACAUAUAACAGAUUUAACAGAUGAAAAUGUGAAAUUUUACGUUGAAGACACCGAAUUAAGUGUUGCAAAUAGCAUGCGAAGAGUAUUUAUUGCUGAAACACCAACUUUGGCAAUCGACUGGGUGAAGUUAGAAGCAAAUUCAACAGUUCUAAGUGAUGAAUUUCUUGCUCAUCGUAUAGGUCUUAUUCCAUUAGUUUCUGAUGAAGUUGUACAACGUUUGCAAUAUCCUAGAGAUUGUAUUUGCACAGAUUUUUGCCAGGAAUGUAGUGUUGAAUUUACCUUAGAUGUCAAAUGUACAGAUGAUCAAACACGUCAUGUUACCACAGCAGACUUAAAAUCAAGUGAUCCCCGUGUUAUUCCUGUUACAUCAAAGCAUAGAGAUGAUGAUUCAUCAGAGUAUGGAGAAACAGAUGAAAUUUUAAUAAUUAAAUUACGCAAAGGUCAAGAAUUAAAAAUGAGAGCAUAUGCAAAAAAAGGAUUCGGAAAAGAGCAUGCCAAGUGGAAUCCUACAGCAGGUGUUAGUUUUGAGUAUGAUCCUGAUAAUAUAAUGAAACACACUCUGUACCCCAAACCAGAUGAAUGACCAAAAAGUGAAUAUACUGAAUUGGAUGAUGAUCAAUAUGAAGCAGAGUUCAAUUGGGAAGCUAAACCAAAUAAAUUUUUCUUUAAUGUCGAAUCUUCAGGAGCUUUAAAACCAGAGAAUAUUGUUAUCAUGGGGGUUGCUAUGUUAAAGGAUAAAUUAUCUAACCUUCAGACUCAACUUAGUCAUGAAUUACAAUCAGAUGCAUUGGCCAUAUAGAAAUUGUAAUAAAACACAUUUUUGUGUUCUCUUAAGAAUUACUGAGAAUACCGGUAAAAAAAAAUGUAUGAAGUGUAUUGUAAAAGAAAAUGGAAAACCAGUA